This is a messenger RNA of Osmia bicornis bicornis, 2120 nucleotides long. Its product is annotated as probable ATP-dependent RNA helicase DDX55 homolog. The transcript is spliced from 7 exons. Bases 135 to 1904 code for a protein of 589 amino acids. Lineage: Eukaryota; Metazoa; Arthropoda; Insecta; Hymenoptera; Megachilidae. Gene Ontology annotation, cellular component: nucleolus. The record is from RefSeq and is a predicted model, not a curated record. Gene Ontology annotation, molecular function: ATP binding; nucleic acid binding; RNA helicase activity.
UGACUGUUUUACCGACGCGGAAUUCGAAGUUCGGCCUCGACGCUCGUCUAACCUAACCUUAUAAACUGAACGCAUCACAAAAAAAAUACCAUACUGAAAACACAUUUUUAAUAUUUUAAUUCAAAAAGUGAGGAAUGAAGACACAAAAGUGGAAUGAACUCGAGGUGCCCUUGAGUGGCCCUGUAUUAAAAACUAUUGAAGAAUUAAAGUUUUCUCAUAUGACACCUGUACAGGCAGCUUCUAUACCAUUAUUAUUAAAAGGAAAAGAUGUUGCAGCAGAAGCAGUAACAGGCAGUGGAAAAACAAUUGCUUUCUUAAUUCCUUUAUUAGAAAUAUUACAGAAAAGGAAAGAAAAAUGGAAGCCUACAGAAAUUGGUGCAGUAAUAAUUAGUCCUACAAGAGAGCUAGCAGUCCAAAUAAAUGAAGUUUUACAGAAGUUUUUAAACAAUAUCCCACAUUUGAAACAAGUGUUGCUUGUUGGUGGUGCAACAGUGGCAGAAGACAUAGACAAACUUAAAGCAGGGGCAAAUAUUAUUGUAGCAACACCUGGUAGAUUAGAAGAUAUAUUGUCUAAUUGUAAAAGUAUAAACUUAGGAGUAUAUGUAAAAUCUCUGGAAAUACUGAUAUUGGACGAAGCAGAUAGAUUACUAGAUCUAGGUUUUUCUGCUACAAUAGAUACAAUAUUAAGUUACUUACCACGUCUCAGAAGAACAGGUUUAUUUUCUGCAACUCAAACCAAAGAACUGCAACAACUAAUAAGAGCAGGAUUGAGAAACCCAGCUUUAAUAACUGUUAAAGAAAAAGCAAAUAUUUCUACACCAUCAAACUUAACAAACAGUUAUACCAUUGUAGAUGCACAAUAUAAACUAUCUAUAAUGAUAGACUUUAUUCAGAAUAAGGGAACUAAUUUAAAAUAUAUGAUCUUUCUAUCUACCUGUGCAUGUGUUGAUUAUUUCAAUCAUGUUAUACAAACAUUGUUACCAUCAGUUCAAGUAUUUGCAAUACAUGGUAAAAUGAAAAAUAAACGAUAUAAAGUAUUUAACGAAUUUCGACGUAUUGAAAAUGGAAUUUUAAUUUGCACAGAUGUAAUGGCUCGUGGUAUUGAUAUUUCAGAAGUAGAUUGGGUAUUACAAUAUGAUCCACCAUGUUCAGCUAGUAGUUUCGUUCAUAGAUGCGGUAGAACUGCUAGAAUUGGAAAUGAAGGAAACGCCUUGCUAUUUCUCUUAGAAACAGAGGAUGCAUAUGUACAUUUUAUCAAAAGAAACCAAAAAGUAGAUUUACAAAGAAUAGACUUAGAACCAUCUUUGACCUCGUACCAAAAAUGUUUAAAGUGUAUGAGAGACUUACAAAAACAUGAUCGGCUUCUUUUUGAUAAAGCUAACAGAGCAUUUGUAUCGUAUGCGCAAGCUUAUAACAAACAUGAAUGCAAUUUAAUUCUAAGACUAAAGGAUAUCGACUUAGGAAAACUUGCAAUGGGUUUUGGCUUACUGCGAAUGCCUCGAAUGCCGGAGCUUAAAGGAAAAACUACAACGUCUUUCAAAGAAGACGAAAUCGAUAUUAAUUCAAUUGUUUAUUCAGAUAAGCAAAAAGAAAAAAGUCGUUUAGAGAAAUUAAAAGUUUUUCAAGAAAGCGGAAUUUGGCCUACAACGUAUAAACGUAAACGCAAACAAACUGAAUCGUGGUCUGAAGUUAAAAAGAAAAAGUUGGAGAAGCUAGAAAAUCGUAAAAAACGGAAAGAAAAAAAGAUGAAACAAACAAUCACAACGGAUGAAAAAAAAAGGCAGAAAAGAAAGUUUGAUGAACAAGAUAUCGAAGAAUUAGCGAAAGACAUAGCAUUGAUUAAAAAGUUGAAAAAGAAAAAGAUUUCCCAAGAAGAAUUCGAUACAGCGUUUGGAAUUGACUGAAGAUAACAAAUAUUGUUAUCUAAUAUGUACAAAACGCUAUCCAUCUGAUAAAUAAAAGGUAAACAAUGUAUAUAAAAAUAUUAUAAAGUCUGUUGCUUUAUUUUACAUAAAUUAUCAUUUAUGUAGAUAAACAAAUAUGAAAAGAUAUCUUUAUUGUAUUUAAAUAAUUUUGAUACAUUAAUAAAAUAUGUUAAGAUUUCUUUUAUAAUUAGACAU